AUGGAAAAUCACGAGGAAUACGAAGUUGAGGCAAUUCUGGAUAUGGGAAUAUGUCCAAAAGGCAAAACAUGGUACCUUAUCAAGUGGAUUGGGUACAAAGAAUCCACAUGGACUUUUUACAAAGAUAUGGGCGAUGGAUGUGCUGAUAUAAUGAGAAAAUUCUUGAAAGACUUCAAAAAAUCCAACCGUGCACCAGUUGAGUUGGUGGUAACCAAUCCAUUCACUGCGGAGCCAGAAGAAUCCGAUGAAGAUUUUGCUAAUGAAGUAGUUGAGCCCCCUCCGCUUCAAAAUGAGAAUUGUUCACCAGCUUCAUCUUCUCAUUGUCAUGGCCAAUUUUCUGCUCCAGCUUCAUCUUCUCAUUGUGAUGGUCAACAUUUUUCGCCAGCAUCAUCACUUCAUCUCCAUUAUUCGUAA
This is a messenger RNA of Daphnia pulicaria, 414 nucleotides long. RefSeq lists its product as uncharacterized. The record is from RefSeq and is a predicted model, not a curated record. NCBI's taxonomy places the organism in Eukaryota, Metazoa, Arthropoda, Branchiopoda, Diplostraca, Daphniidae. The transcript has 3 exons. The coding region runs from base 1 to 414 and encodes 137 amino acids. Gene Ontology annotation, cellular component: pericentric heterochromatin. Gene Ontology annotation, molecular function: chromatin binding. Gene Ontology annotation, biological process: chromatin organization; negative regulation of transcription by RNA polymerase II.